GUAAGAAGAUUAAGAGGAAAAAGUUUUAUGAAUAGUAUCAGGAUAAACUUAAUUUGUGGUUUUUGCCCUUCCAAGUCGAAGUAGUAUAUAGCUUAUAAGUUGCGACCUCGCAAGUAGAAGUACCAUUCACGCAUUGACUAUUGCCGAGCGCGCGAAAAAGUUCACUGAUCAAGAAGAUGAUUUUUGCAAAAGUGUGUUUGGCUCUGGCCCUCCUCAUUGGUGCUGAUGCAUACUCUAGCGGUGCACCAGAGAGCGCUUGUAAGGACAUGAUUCCACGCCACCCUGUUGAAGCGCAGAAGAGACCAGCACCAUACAAAAUCACAACUAGCACUAAGGUCGUCAAAGCUGGAACACCAAUGGAAGUGACAAUAUCAGGAAACUCUCCCUCAGAUACCAUUCGUGGUAUCAUGCUGCAGGCUAGAGGAAGCGAUGAUAAACCAGUCGGAACCUUUACUGUGUCCCCCAACGAGCCCUUGGCUAGACUUAUGAAAUGCGACAACAAAGGAGACACAAUCACACACAAGAAGCACGAUUCCAAGGAAGACAAGCAAACGGUCACAUUCACAUGGACACCACCUGCAACCCUUAAUGACGUCGUGAAAUUCAGAUCCACCAUCGCCUUGAACGGCGCCGUCUUCUGGGUUGGAGUUGAAUCCGCACCUGUCAAAGUAUCAGCCUAAUUCAGAUUGAACUCGUACAUGUAUUAAUAAAGUAUUAUAUUUCAAAUA
This is a messenger RNA of Pieris rapae (cabbage white), 728 nucleotides long. RefSeq names its product putative defense protein Hdd11 (gene irp2). The record is from RefSeq and is a predicted model, not a curated record. Bases 177 to 680 code for a protein of 167 amino acids. Gene Ontology annotation, molecular function: oxidoreductase activity, acting on metal ions. The transcript is spliced from 5 exons. NCBI's taxonomy places the organism in Eukaryota, Metazoa, Arthropoda, Insecta, Lepidoptera, Pieridae.